Molecule: messenger RNA, 3268 nt
Organism: Eurytemora carolleeae
Lineage: Eukaryota; Metazoa; Arthropoda; Copepoda; Calanoida; Temoridae
Exons: 19
Coding region: 276-2138 (620 amino acids)
Biological process (GO): regulation of transcription by RNA polymerase II; cell differentiation
Cellular component (GO): nucleus
Molecular function (GO): DNA-binding transcription factor activity, RNA polymerase II-specific; sequence-specific DNA binding
Source: RefSeq, a predicted model, not a curated record
CUUUUCUUCCUAGAUUCAGUACAAAGUUUUAUUUUUGCAUAUAGUGUACACAUUUUACUUGGAGGUGAUAAAAUAUUUAGAUUUAGUGGAAGUGAAUUUUUAUUUUAUCUGCAGGAUUUUAAGAAUGUGAUUUUUCUCAAGAUUUAAAAAAAACUUGACUACCUCAUCUUCUGCAGUUACUUCCUUUCUUCCUUUCAUUAAAAUUGGGAAUGCAUUGACAAAGCUGAAAGGUUUCUGGAAUCCCAGGUUCUUGGGUGGAGAUCUUUCAUUCAAGGAUGGCAGCUGUUGCCUCAGCAACUACUGGUAUAGAGGCAACCUCUACCAACAACAAUGAUUCAGCAGAAAACAACAACAACAGCAACAGCUGCGGGAAGGGUAAGGAGAUCAAGCUGCCCCCCGUCUCAACUAUAUCCAACAAUUCCUUUCUCUGGGAUCCAGAUGUGGACGGGGAUAUGGUUAAUAUGCCCCUAGCACCACAGCUUGUGACCGAGGUUGACCCUAACGACCUGACCGACCUGUCUGAGCUGGUGGGACCUGAGUUGGCCACACUGGUCAGUCCGAACUCAGACUCUUCAGAAUCCAGCAUGUCCCAUGACAUGAGAGAUUUGAACGGGUCUGAACUAUUUACAACCGGUUUUAGUUUGGAAUUAGACCGGUUUCUGGGCGAAUACAGCGGAGAACAACAACAACAAACAUUCAAGAAAGUUAUAAUUGCCCGCAAAGCCGGGACACAAACAACUCCAGAAAACAACAACAAUCUGCGGAAUACAGAGUUUGGUUUGGUUGGAACACUGGGGUUCAAUGAGAACAUUUCCAAGGCAUUAUUAUUGCAACACAGAGAGUUUCGAGAAGGCAUUAAUCACUCAAAUGGUGGCAUUCACUCUCCACUCUCCACUCACUCAAAUCACAGUAUAAUAAACUCGAAGCAGGAAUCUGUUACACUCAGUGUAAUGCGAGACAGAUGUAGAGAUAAAUUAAUGAAAAGAUGUGGAGUAACUAAAACGAUUUCCCCUCCGACCAUUAAACUAGAACCUUUAGAGGAUCCCAACCAAUCCCAGCAACCCGAUUCAAGCAGUGAUAUCAGAAACAAGAACAAGAUAAAGCAGGAAACCUUCGUGAAACAAGAACCUUGGGAUGUAGAGGUGAAGGGGGAACCAUCAUCCUCUAGCAACCAUAUUGUCCUCCAGAGGUUGAAGAGGGCGGGGGAGGAGGAGGGUGUCCUCCAGAGGUUGAAGAGGUUGGGUGAGGAUGAUCGAAGUAAGAAAGUAGAAGAAGAAGAAGAAGAAGAAGAAGAGGAAUUGCCAAGUAUUGGAGAGGAAGAUAUUGAUAAUGUUAUCGGAUCUUUGGAAUAUAUCGGAAGUCAGAUGAUAAGAAGUGAUGAAGGGAAAACUGUUGCUCAAUGGAUGAUUUCAGGUAAAUCCUCUCCUUCCUCCACUGGUAAACCUGGAGAUAUCGACGCUAUCUCUUCUUCUCAGAGCUCAGACGAUAACAGGGUUCGGAGUUUAGGAGUGACUGGUCCUGAUUCUCCAGGAGUAUUCUCACACUUUUACCAGACCGGACAGAGUAGACAACAGAAUUAUUCCUUGAUGUACAAUUAUUCUCAUCAGUAUCGAGAGCACAAUAACACCAGUCUGCCUUCACUUCUCUCUUCGUUUAACUCUUCAGGGGUUAAUAUUGGUCACGUUCAACAUAAUUCACAGACGGAGUAUACUGGAAGUAGUCCCGGAUAUCCUGGGUUUCCAAGUUCCCUGAAGCUGGGGAAACGGAAGAAGCCCCGGCCUCCUAAAAUUGGUCCUGAUGGUAUACCCUGUAAGAGAAAGAGUAGAGAAGGAACAACGACAUAUCUUUGGGAGUUUCUGCUAAAGCUUCUUCAGGAUAAGGAUUGUUGUCCUAAAUAUAUAAAAUGGAGUAACAGAGAGAAGGGAAUAUUUAAGCUUGUGGACAGCAAGGCUGUGAGUCGGCUCUGGGGUCUGCAUAAGAACAAGCCAGACAUGAACUAUGAAACCAUGGGCAGGGCAUUGAGGUACUAUUACCAGCGAGGUAUUCUGGCUAAAGUUGACGGACAACGACUAGUUUAUCAGUUUGUUGAUGUUCCAAAGAUCGGAGAAAUUGUUGAGGUUGAUUGUAAUCAGCUAUAGAUUCGUAGUCAGCUGUUGAAAUCAAUAUCAGCUGCUAAUGGUUAUCAGCUACUGAUUUUGAUCAGCUGCUAAUUGUAAUCAGCUGUAGAUUGUCAUCAGCUGCAGAUUUUAAUCAGCUGUAAUCAACUACUGAUUGUGAUCAGUUGCUGAUAUUGAUCAGAUGCUGAUUAUGAUCAGCUGAAGGUUUUAAAAAGCUAAAAUUGUAAUAAUCAGCCAGGGCCGCACUGAUCAGCUCUAAAAUCAGCUUUAAAUUAAUUACACGUUGAAAAAUCAAUCAGAGCUGUUUUCAAAGAAAUUUCAUUCUUUAACAUUCUUGUUGUACAAUGUAUGUUGUUAUUGUACAUUCAUUGUCAAAACAUACCAAUUUACGUAACAAGAAAGGCCAAGUAAAAUGAACCUGUUUUUAUACAAUUUUAUACAAAUAUUUCUAUUUCAAUAUACAUUCCCGGUGAAUCGUUUUUUUUGGCGCAAGCAGCAACAAGAAAACUUUUUUUUAUAUUUUAAUUUUUAUUGAAUUUUGUUUAUUUUGCUAAUUCAGAAAUUUAGAUAAUCUUGCUAUUUUUACGAAAUCAGCAAGGGACACCUUCUUGAGCUGAGGUUGAUUCCGAAUUUGAGUCACAUUUAGAUUUAGUCAGUUAUACAUACACUUGUUAUCUUAUACACAGAAUUGUAAACACAAAAAUUUAUUUUUAUUUAAUGAAGUUUUAGAAAGAAUAACUUUCACAUCACAUUUGUACGGCAUUAAGUAUUUUAUAGCGUAGACAGUCGACGCCAUGAUGAUUUUGAAAUAUUCGAUUUGGAACUUUUUUCCAACACAACUUGAAUCAUUUUGAUUUAACGAGUUUUUAAUCUGAUUUUACCGUUCAUGUUUUUCUUUUUAACUCAGUCAUUUUUUAAAUUAUAAUGAGGGCAUUAUACAGAGGAUAAAUUACUAGACUGACUGCGGUUUCAUAAAAAGCCAAAAAACCAACAAACCUAUAUUUAAAUUCUUAACUUAGCUUGCUUUUUUACAGUGUUAACUGAAAAUCUUUAGAAAGUCCUCUUUGCUUUGCUUGUAGAAAUCGAUACUUUUUCACUUUUGUUAUUGUUAUUGUUGUUUUAUGAUUAAAUGCUUAUUUUUAUAUAAUUUG